AUGCCUCUUAAAAAUGAAACAGCCGUCAAGAAUGAGCUUAAAAUUACUAAGCUCUAUAAACUACCUCCUUCACCUAGCCCCCAGAAGCCAUAUAAACUACCUCUUUCACCUAGUCCCCAGAAGCCCUAUAAACUACCUCCUUUACCUGGCCCUCAGAAGCCCUAUAAACUACCUCCAUCACCUAGCCCUAAGAAGCCCUAUAAACUACCUCAUUCACCUAGCUCCCAGAAGCCCUAUAAACUGCCUCCUUCACAUAGCCCUCAGAAGUCCUAUAAAUUACCUCCUUCACCUAACCAUCAGAAGCCCUAUAAAUUACCUCCUUUACCUAGCUCCCAGAAGCCCUAUAAACUACCUCCUCCACCUAGCCCCCAGAAGCCCUAUAAACUACCUCUUUCACCUAGACCCCAGAAGCCCUAA
Molecule: messenger RNA, 417 nt
Organism: Mya arenaria
Lineage: Eukaryota; Metazoa; Mollusca; Bivalvia; Myida; Myidae
Exons: 2
Coding region: 1-417 (138 amino acids)
Source: RefSeq, a predicted model, not a curated record